AUGGACGACCUCUCCGGUCUCGAUUGGUCAAAUACUAGCGGCGCGCCGCCACCUAAAGCUGCGCCCAUGGCCAGCAGCAUGGCCUACCCGUCGCUGCGGCCGAACCCCUCGCCGUUUACGUCUGGACGCAGCACGCCCGCGUCCACGCAGAGCGCGGGGAGCAGCUCCUUUGCGAAACCAAUACAACCACAGCAGCAGCAGCAGCAGCAGCAGCAACCGCCAAAGGCCGCCUCGGACAGCUUCAGCAGCUUGGCGCGUUUCGGCCCCGCCAAGACCUCCCAGAACCUGAGUCUCGCUGAGCGCCAGGCGCAGCUCGAGGCCGAGAAGCGCAAGAAGGAGGAGGAGAAGCGUAAGCUGACCGAGGCACAGUUUGGUAAUGGGCAGCAAUGGGACAUGCUCGGGUCGCGCGGCCAGACUUCAAGUCCUGCGCUGCAACCGCCAGCUGUAGCUGCGCGGAGUUCUAGCAACGACGACGACGACGACCUGUUUGCCGCGUUCGACAAGGACACCAAGGUCGACAAUUCAAGCUACUUCCCACCACCAGAGAAGAAGGCUCCCACACCGGCCGCUGAGAAGAAACCCCUCGACCUCUCGAACCCCAUUGCCUGGAGCGCCUCGGCGUCGGACCCUGUGGCCUUUCCAGACAACGAUGACGAUCCGUUUGGCCUGAGCGAUUUCAAGCCCAGGGAUGUUCCUGCGGCGGCGGUAUCACAACCGCGGACACAGAACAACGACGAGGAUGAUUUUCUGGGCGACCUGGGCCGGCCGGUGGAAGAGGUGCGCGCCAAGCACCAGGCUGCCCCGCAGCGUGGCAAACCUGGCAAGCCGAUUGAGGAUGACGACUCGAGCUCUUCCGACGAAGAUGAGCCGCAACAGAGACCGCAAAACGAUACUCGUCGAGCCCAUAAUGGUGCUGACGCCGAGUUUGACGGCGCCGUGGCACAGCUCGUCGAUUACGGCUUUGCGCCCGACGAUGCGCGCCGCGCCUUGGUCGAGAGCGGUGCCGGCACCAACGUCCAGCAAGCGGCCAACUGGCUUCUCGACGAGGCGCACCGAAAGUCGAAAGCGCAAGCGCAGGGACGGCCCUUGUCGAACAACUCGAACCGAUCGGAGCGUCGGGAACAGACACCCUCGGGUCGAAGCGAGCCCGACUUUGCCAAGUCCGCGGCCGCUGUCGGAAGCAGUCUGUUCAAGACGGCCAAUUCGCUGUGGAAGACGGGACAGAAGAAGAUGCAGCAGGCUGUAGCAGACUUUCAACAGGAGGGCGGCGGUGGCGGCGAUCCCAGCCAGCCCAAGUGGAUGCGCGAUGCUCAGGCGAACCAGGCACGCGGUUCCAUGAGAGAGGAGGCUAAUACGACUGAUGAGGCUGCGAUGCUGGAAUCGGGUGGACGACCAAGACAGACCAAAGAAAAGACUCAUCGGGCGACGCCAGAUCACACAAGAAACUCAUCGCCUACGACUUCGUCUGCCGGCCAGAGUCGGAGCGGCUCCGUGCCCAGGUGGCAGCAACAACAAGCUGCCCCUCCCUUGGUGCCGAAUGCGCGAUCACGGCUUAACCGAUUUGCAGACGACGAUGAUACAUUUGCCAUUAGUUCGAGCAGACGACGCAAGCCAGCUUCUCCUGCUGAGCCUGCUAAAACGGAGCCUGAACCGGAUCUGCUGUUUGGUUCUGAAGCUCCGAAGCAACCGAGCCGUUCGGCUCCUCCUUCUCAGCUAGCACCAGCUGCGAAGAAAUCACAAUCCACCUCUACUCCCGUGCGAAAACCGACACCAACGCCCGCCCGCCAAAUUCCCGCCAUCACGCCUUCUGCGAUACAGACUUCUACAAAGCACCGCCUUGAGGGGACAGCGCACUUCAAGCGCGGAGACUUUGCGCAGGCUCAUUCAUCUUAUUCCUCGUCGCUAUCCGCCGUGCCCUCUACCCAUCCUCUCGCUAUCAUUCUCCUUACUAAUCGAGCACUGACUGCUUUGAAAACGGGCGAGCCGAAGCAGGCCGUGACGGAUGCCGACAACGCCAUCAGCAUCAUCGGGCCAGGCAAUGGCCAAGGCGAAACAGUGGCCGUCACGGGAGAUAAUGGCCAAGAAGAGAAGCGAGACAUGCGCGACCUGUACGGCAAGGCGCUUAGCCGCAAGGCCGAAGCCCUGGAGCAGAUGGAGAAGUGGGGAGACGCCCUUGCGGUGUGGAAGCUAGCGGUCGAGGCUGGACUCGGCGGCGCGACGGCCGCCAAGGGCCGCCAACGAUGCCAGACGGCGCUCGCGCCCAAGCCCAAGCCCAAGCCCGCGCCCAAGCCUACUCGCUCAUCCGCGGCGGCCAGCCUGCGACCCCAAAAAGACUCCGAGGCCGUCACGCGUCUUCGCGAGGCCAACGAGGCGGCCGCCAAGGAAGACGACGAAAAGUUUGCGCUCUCGGAAGCGGUGGACGCCAAGAUUGCGGCGUGGCGCGACGGCAAGCGCGACAACCUGCGCGGCCUCAUUGCCAGCCUGGACCAGGUGCUUUGGGAGGACAGCGGCUGGAAAAAGGUGGGCAUGCACGAGCUCGUCAUGGCGAACAAGGUCAAGAUUUCGUACAUGAAGGCGAUUGCCAAGACGCAUCCGGACAAGAUUGCGCCGACUGCUUCGACAGAAGUGCGACUUGUUGCGGGAUUGGUGUUUAGUACGCUCAACGAGGCGUGGGACAAGUUCAAGGCGGAGAAUGGACUAUGA
This is a messenger RNA of Beauveria bassiana ARSEF 2860, 2703 nucleotides long. Its product is annotated as UBA/TS-N domain-containing protein. Gene Ontology annotation, cellular component: cytosol; mitochondrion. Gene Ontology annotation, molecular function: heat shock protein binding. Bases 1 to 2703 code for a protein of 900 amino acids. The transcript is spliced from 2 exons. The record is from RefSeq and is a predicted model, not a curated record. Lineage: Eukaryota; Fungi; Ascomycota; Sordariomycetes; Hypocreales; Cordycipitaceae.